AUAGUUAGGGACGUUGUGCGUUGUCGUCCUGCAUACAUCGGGAAGGCACCUACCGACCCACACAUCUCACGAGGGAGAAGGGCAAGCAAGUCUCUUCCACCUCCACUCUCUCUGGGCAGGGCGGUUGUUUGGAGCGGGUCCGAUGAGGUUGCCAAGAAAGCAGAAGGCGAAUGGCAGUGAGUGAAAGCAGCAAGCUGUAGAGGGCGGCUGCUGCUUGAAGCAGCCAGUCACUCAGCCUCCUCUUCUUCCUCUUGGGCAAGGGAAAUUGGGCCCAGUGGGAGGAGCAAGGACGGGUUGAGGUGGAGACAAUGGGGCGCUGGGGUCUCGUCACAUUGACCCCACUUCGGAAAGCUGAGCCUGGAGCCGCCGCGCAGAGCUUUAUGCGACCAGUCACAUGGCAAUAGGGACCCAGCGGGAAGUGAAUUCUGGUUCCUGGCUUGCGCGUCGGGGCAGCAGCGUUGCGCCUAGGUGCUAGGACCGAUCGCUGGGGUGUUCCUUAAGUGCCUUUGCCUCUGUAAGUAGCCCGCUGUACUCCAGGCAACAGAAGCUCACUUUGCCAGGAACAGCUUAGGGCAGUGUUUCCCAAACUUUCAACAUGCGCGUACCCCUUUUGAGACAUUGAUUUUACCGGCGUACCAACUUUCACAAAAAUAAUUGGGAGAGGGUAAUUUAACCAGAUCGGCUGCAUUUGUAAUCUCUUCGGUGAUGAGACGUUGCUGGGAAGUAUGGAUAAGAAUAUUGCAGAGCAGCUUAAUAAGGCAUACGAAGCCUUCCGACAGGCAUGCAUGGAUAGAGACUCUGCUGUGAAAGAGCUAAAGCAAAAGACAGACUGCUAUGAAAAGCAAAUAUGUGAACAACAAGACCAAAUUACAUUUCUUGCAAGCUUUGUUGCAAAACUCAAAUCACAGUUGGCUUCUUUGAGUUCCAACAAAGUUAAUGCACAUGACCAUGUUCCAGUACCUGAAGACAGUGAAACAAGAAGAAAUGGUACUUUACUAGACCUAAAUUCUGAUCAGCUCCAUGAAAAGCUGAAAUCAGCAAUGCAAAGAGAGAAGCUUUUAAAGGAACAAUUGGAGAGUGAAAGUAUAAAAUUAAAACAAACUGAAGAAGAAAGCAAUUUAAAGGAAAAGAAGUUCGAAUCUAUUAUCACCAUCAAAGAAGAUGAAAUAAGGCAUCUGAAAAAACAGUUGAAAGAAAGAAAUGAAGCACAAGAUUGCAUGCUGGUUCCAAGAUAUGAAAAAGAGGCAAGGAAUGAAAAACACACUUCGUCUAGGCAGGAAUUAUCUCCAGAGGCCUUUGCUACAGCUGUCUAUGAAAGGGAUGAACUUGAGACUAUUUUCUGGGGCAUGAAGGAACAAUUUCAUCGCAUACGUGCACUAGCAAGAGCACAGACGGACCAGCUGAGUAAAUUUAACCUACGGAGAGAACCUGUAACUGAAAUUUCAUUCUCCACGCCCAUCCAGUGCACCGAUGAACAAGCAGAUGAUCUUUGUAAUCCUUGGGUUAAAAAGGAUCUAAAUAGAGAUGUUUCACACUUCCCAUCUGCCACACCAAGAGGAAUGGGACAGGAAGAGGAAGAAAAUUCUGUUGAGUCCCUUUCUAAGUUUAAUGUUAAGUUCCCACCUACAGACAAUGAUGUCACUUUCUUGGAGAGUGCUCCAGAUGCUCCGCCUAUCCCAUGCACUGUGAUGACUGAGAACUUGCUUCUGGAUCAGCAGUUUAAUAAGGACCUUGGAGCCCAGGGGGUGAGCGUCAGUGACAAGAAGCGUAACUUCUUUGAGGAACAUGGUGCUGAUCCAAGUACUUCUGCAAUGCAUAACCUGCCAAAUACUAGUAAAGCCAGACCCUCUCCCCAUAUGAACACACUCAUACAGAAUCCUUUGGACAAUGCUCUGUGCUUUAACAUGCCUUUUUCAUACAAUUUUGGAACCACUGUCUUUCCAAAUCAAGAUAUCCCUGAUAGAAACCUUCCCUGUUUAGAAACUAAUGAGAGAACUGUUGGAGCACCUCAGCAGCCACUCCGGAACCCAUAUCCCACUCAAGAUAAUGACUUACUGGCACUUGCUUCUGCAGAAUCGGAACUUGAUCAGCCUGGAAUAUGUGAAUUCUGUCAAAAAGUUUUUCCACCAUUGCUUACAUCCAGGGAGGACUUUUUCAGGCAUCUGAAUUCACACUUCAACUUGAAGUCCUAGUGUCACUGGAGCACAGAUAAUUUUUAUUUAAACUGAAAACCUGCGGUUGCUCUACUUUAAUUUCAGUCCUACUACACAUCACAGUUUCAGAGCUUACAGCUACUUUGAUACCAGGAUCAAUCUGGAGCUAUGUUAAUUAUGAUUGAAGCCAAUUUCAAGGAAACUAGGUGCAACCGAACCAGUAUGUUCUUCUCAAAAACGGGGGUUGGGGAGAACUGGACAUUAUGACCAUCCAGUCUAAAAACUAGAAUGACUUGAACCUGUAUUUUGGGUAUGGAUUUAGUAACUCUAGCACAAUUGUGUCUUUGUUUUUCUUUUAUUAACCAACAAUUUUUCAUAUUAAAACAAACGUUUACUGUUGCUGUUGUAACAUUAGAUCAUGAAUGAUAACAGUCCUUCACUCCAACUAGAAACAGAUGUGAUGCAGGCAAGUCCCAAGUUAAGCAUUUACAGAGCAAAACAAGCCCUCUUUGCACUAGGCAGAUGUGUGUUUGGACAAGGCAGAGGUGUCCCUCUGCAUAGCAUUGCCAGCCUCUGCCUGCAGAGCGAGGCCAGCACAAAGCUCCACCUGCCACCUGGGUUAGGAUUGCACCCUUAAUUGUGUACUUACUCUGUGCUGAUCCUAUCACAUUUAAAUGCAUUUACUACAUUUGCUGACUCAUUAGCAAUUAGUAUUAGGACUCCACUCAUACACCCUUCUCAGCUCCUGAUCGUAAGUGUGCUACUGCCCUACAUCAAUGGUAAAGGCAUUAAACAUGACAAGUGGUCGCGGAACGCUUGUACAGAUAAGUGCUGUGGCCCAUGUGACUUUUGGGAGGCUGUUAGGAUCAGGAUAAAGAGUUGUCUAGAGCAGAGCUAGAGCUUGGCUGUUUUGCCUUGUCCUGUUUCAGGAUUAGUAAGCAGUUAUUACUUAUGCAGGUGGUCUCACUUAAACAAUAUCAACUUAAACAGUAGUAAAGCAACUUCUAGGAAUAGGGAUUCCCGUACCUAAAACCUAAAUUCUAUUGUUUAAGGCCAGUGAAGAAUAUUCAGAUUGACCUGUGGUGGUGAGUUUAGUCCACAAACGUUGGCCUUGUACCAGCAGUGUGUGUAUCUUUUCCCCACCCUUUCUCUCCUCCCCCAAAAAAAAUCAGUUGGCAAGGGAAGUUCACCCUAUGCUUUGUAAACUGUGCAUAAACCAGGGCUAUUGACUGCAAAGAAUUUUGUGACUUGCUGCAAUCUCUUGAAUUUGGGGACACGGGGGGAAGCAAUCUAGCACAAAGAACCUGUUUCUGUAUGGAUUGCCCUCACUGAGAUGGGGGGCCUUCCCCCGUCUAGUACACUGUAUAUUUUAUAAGCAUCCUGCUCACUAUCAGUUGAGUAUAACAGCAUUAACCUGCAGUAACUCCAUUUUAUGGGGAAAGGCAGUAGCUCCGUGAUAGAGAAUAUGCUUGGCAUGCAGAAAGUCCCAUCUUCAAUCCCUAGCAUUUCUUGGUAGGGCUGAAAAACCUAGUGAGCCACUGUCAGUCAAUGCAGAUAGUGCCGAGUAGGGCGGAUCUAAUAGUCUAGCUUGAUAUAAGGCAGCUUCUAUGUUCCUCAGCUUACCAGUCAAGGAUUCUUGGAGGAAGUUGGGGGUCCUGGGAAGCCCAGUACUCCUAGGUCCUUCAUUCCCAAAGGCCUUAAUAUUCCUGUCAGCCCUCCUUUACUUCACCCACUGCUACUUUUACCUAUUCCAAAUCCCCUUCCCCUUGUUUAAGACUAUGUGAAGGAGGGAGGAAGCCUGCACUAUUGCCUGCCUGCCAAUCAAGCAGGCAGAAACUGUUGUCAGUCUUAACAGCUAAAGAAAAAAGGGACAGUGGGAGGAACUGCAGCCUCCAGAAAUGUCAGUAGACGAAGACCCCCAUUUCCAAUUGGAAUUGUGAACGAUUACAGGGAAGAUCCAUAGCCCAGUAAGAGCACAGACUUUGCAAGUGGAACAUCUAAGAUUCCAUUCCCAGAAUUUCCAGUUUAAAUUGAUCAGGAAGCAAGUAAUGGGAGAAACCUCUGCCUGAGACUCUAGUGCUGCUGCAAGGCAGAGGAGGCAAUACUAGACUAGAUUGGCCAAUGGUCUGGCAAUAUCAGGAGUUGCACAGAACAACCAGCAGUCCUGGAUGCAGAUCCCUAUUUGAGGCAAAAGACACAUCCGACCAGUUUAAUAGGACCGAGGUAAACAUGAUAUAAGGUGUUCAUAAUAUAUCAUGACUACACAAGCAUUUAGCUUUAUUGGGGUCUUUUGUGGAGAGCUUUAUUUGUUUUUAACUUUCAUUUUCAACAUAGAUCACAUAAGUUGUUAAUACUCAGCAGUUUACAAUCAUUGGGGCUUUACCUGAGACACUUAAAGCACACACAUAUAUAUGCCAGUGUGAUAUUUUUCAACAAGCUGAUAAUGUUUGCAACAUGGUAACCUUGGCCUAUGAGGUUUUUUGUCCAGAUGUAUACUGUAUGUUUUAAUAAUUUGUCUAUAUGUGCUGUUAAUAUCUAAACUUCACAUUUCCAAAUGUCUAAUAUAUACAUAAAAGUCCCCAUUUUACAAAUCAAUAGAGAGGAGAAAACCUUGAUGUCUUGCUUAACUUAUUUGGCUAUACAGACAUUUUUGUACAACUUUGGUUACAACCACUCAUCUGUUUUUGACAAGCUGUUAACUGCCUUUGCUCUAAAAUAAACUGUACUGUGCAGGGUUUUGUCUCUAGUGUGACCCAGAAUGUGUGUGUGGUUUUCCUGUAAUAAAACAUCCAUGCCA
Molecule: messenger RNA, 4950 nt
Organism: Rhineura floridana
Lineage: Eukaryota; Metazoa; Chordata; Lepidosauria; Squamata; Rhineuridae
Gene: TANK
Product: TRAF family member associated NFKB activator
Exons: 10
Coding region: 726-2192 (488 amino acids)
Biological process (GO): canonical NF-kappaB signal transduction
Source: RefSeq, a predicted model, not a curated record